UUAAACACACAAUGUGAAACAUGUCUUUCAAAUUGAUUAAAGGGUUGGCUACAUUUAGUUUAUUAUUAUUGCUUGUAGUUCUUAUUGCAGUGCUCUGUAUAGUCUGGACUAUGCCUGACAUUAAGCAAAUACACGCAGAUAAAGAGAUUUGUCUGCAAAAAAAUGACAAAAAUAUAAAAUGCGGUGAAACAACUAGUUUGUUACAUGGAGUAUUUGAAAAGGAAAUAGCAUCUUCAUUUGCUGCUGCUACGAAACAGGAGAAAAUUCAAACGGAAAAAUAUAUAGAAGAUGCUUUGAAACACGACGUACAGUUAAUGACAGACUACAAAAACUCAUUGUGGGACAUGAAGCCUUCAGCUAAAUUAGUUGGAAACCGUGAAGGACAAGAAGAUGUGCAAGGUAAUAAUGCAAUGGCAACGGUCACAAGUUGGCGUCAUGACAAAGACCUGUAUUACACAACGGGGUUUCAGAGAUACGGAGUCAGGUUCCAAAAUGGCCGUUUAAUUGUCCCUGUAAGCGGUACUUACUACAUAUACUCCUUUCUUGGACUUACAGAACGACGUCUUACUGACGAAGGAGUUCCCGUAAAAUCAAGCAGUACUAACGAAAUAAAACACGCACUGCAUAAGUAUAACGUACUUGAAACUGAUGAUAUAGAAAUCGCAUCCAAUUUGCAGUCUCGUAAAAACGCGACGCGGGGUUACUUUAAUUACUAUGCGAGUCAAAUAGCGACAUUGGCGAAGCUUCGUGCCGGUGAUGAAAUAUCAGUAGCGGUAAAUGACGUAACACUUUUGAAACACACGGGGAAUAACUACUUUGGUCUGCAUCUGAUAUGACAUCUCCAGCAUUGGGGCAGCGUCCUUGUCGCGCUGGAGGGAUGAACGCGGAGGAGUGUUAGAAUAUCGAGGACAAUCAGUAUUCCUCACAUAUAUCAUAGAAAAUGAUAACCCAACGAAAUACAAAUGUCUUUAACAUUAUGAGGAAUUCUUAUUAUUACAGCAAUUUCUCCAUUUUAACUAACCCAAAUUUGUUGGAUAAAAUGCACCACCUUACUUAAACACAUUUAAUUGUCAUAACUGUCCAUUUAAAAUUUACGCGGAAAUGGCUCAGUAUGGGUUUACUAUCUAUUUAUUAAUAAUUAAAGGUCAAUUAUUAUGGGUUUACUGAGCGUAUCCAGACACAAUAAUUGCACUGUCGCACUCAAAAACUGUUGUUUUAAUAUCAAAAGGCAAUCAUUCAAGUACAAUAAACCGAUUGUUACAUUAUCGUACUAUAUUUAUUUUAAACAUUUAGUUUAAGUAUACAUAGUGAUGCAGCGAACUGACUUUAAGAAGUCUUGUCUUCGAUAUUUUGGAACUCCUCUCGUAUCAACAGAUGCUCCACGAUAACAACAAUAAUGGCACCAUGUUUAUGAAGAUGAUUUAUAGUGCAACGUCUACUUCUAGCACUGUCCAUAUUCUUACAACACCCAUCAUAAUCUACCUCAUUCUACCCUAAUGAUCUAAUAGUUAAAAUGAUCCGCGACCGUAUCGCGUUUAGAACAUUUUAUUCGGGUUUAUAUGCAUGCUUACUAAAUAUUUGGAUAAACAUUUGAAUUAAUCCAACUUUAAUCGUAGAGUGUGAGUUAUGUAUGUUUUUACUAUUUUAUAUCCGUUAGGCAAGAGACAAAAAAUACAUUUGACGUUUUAUGGGCAAUUUCAGUUUUGGAAGCUUAUUUUUUAAAUCACACUUGUUUUUAUUGUUAACAGAUUUGCUAAUUUUUGCCAUACGUCUUGAAAACCAGUAAUCAAGUAAUUGUUGUGUUUAUGUAAAUAUGGGAAUUAUCCAUUUGAUUAACAAAUCUUAUGUAUUCCGCAUGUUUGUAUGAGUAUGUAGGCAUAUAGUUAUGGUACAUGUUAUUAAUGUGUUUUGAAACAAGAUGAUCUCAUUAAAAAAAUUACAUAUACUAAAAUUUGCGUUUGUACAAUACAUAUAUCUUUUGAUAUAUGUUUUUUUUCUAUAUUUGUCAUCUAAAGUUAUCAAUUAUGUGCAAUUCCCCACCUUUUAUCGUUUAAAAAGCCACUUGUGGAAUUUAUAUGGAAUUAUACAAUGUUAUUGUUUCAACAUUCAAUGUUAGACUAUGAAUUAUAUCACUAGUUUGUGAAUAAAAGAGAU
Messenger RNA from Mya arenaria, 2154 nucleotides. Its product is annotated as tumor necrosis factor ligand superfamily member 11-like. Gene Ontology annotation, biological process: immune response. NCBI's taxonomy places the organism in Eukaryota, Metazoa, Mollusca, Bivalvia, Myida, Myidae. Gene Ontology annotation, cellular component: membrane. The coding region runs from base 21 to 836 and encodes 271 amino acids. The record is from RefSeq and is a predicted model, not a curated record. Gene Ontology annotation, molecular function: tumor necrosis factor receptor binding. The transcript is spliced from 4 exons.